UUGCGGCUGCGCUCCGAGAGAAAAACGAGAUUCGAUCGAAAAUUAGUUCAAGUUUUUGUGCGGAGCCCUUCCUAGAGCAAAUAUAUCUUAGCAUAAAGUCCCUUGUUACUCGUUGGUAAUGUUAUCCUGUCGGUUUCGCGAAGCGAUUUAGUGUAGCCCGCGGACAAAGGCGGAACGUGUUUGUUGCGAAGUGAAAGUUGCCUGCUGGUGGUACGUGUGUGCGAAUCUUCCCUGGCUUGCGGUUAUUGUGCAAAAUAAUGAUUGCAAAAUCCCUGCUUCCCAGCAGUUAGCCAAGAGUGUUCGCGUUAUAGUGUAAUUUACGUACACCGUGAGGCACGAUUGCGUGUUAGCCUCGAAGGAAAUGAUUGUCGCCAGCAGCAGCAGCUAAGCAAAAAAGAGUAACCGCCACAGGAAGUGAUGAUUGUGUCUACUUGGAUCGUUAAUUGAAUAGCAACCUCCCGGUUCACAAUCGUGAUGACUUCCCAGGGAGGAGGAACAGGCGCAACCGCCUCGCCUACUGCGGUGGCGAUAGGGAUCGAUUUCGGGACGAGCUACUCGAGCGUGGGCAUCUACCGGAAUGGCAAGUUCGAAAUCGUGGCCAAUGAAGCGGGCAACCACCGGAUCCCGUCCGUCGUUGCCUUCACCGAUAAGGCACGGCUGGUUGGCGAGGAAGCCCUAGCGCAGGCCGACAUCGAUCCCGCCAACUGUGUGCUGGAGGUGAAACGUGUGCUGGGCCACUACAAUCCACUGCAAGGCAGCAAACCGCCGUCCGAGCGCCGUCUGGUGCAGGUACAGUUCAAAGGCGAAACGAAGUGCUAUCAUCCGGAAGAAAUAUGCGGCAUCAUACUGGCCCAUCUGCGUUCGAUGGCCGUACGGCAGCUUGGAUCGGGUUAUGUUGUGUCCGGGGCGGUGAUUGCCGUGCCGGCACAGUUCUCCGACGGUCAGCGACAGGCCGUACUCGAUGCGGCCACCAUUGCCGGGUUGACGGUGCUGCGGUUGAUUAACGAACCGACGGCGGCCGCUCUGUCCUUCGGCAUUAACAAGCAAGUGAUCGGGGAACAGUGUGUGCUGGUGUGCUCGUUCGGUGGCGGUUUUCUCGACGUGUCCAUCCUGACCAUCUACAAUGGGGUGUUCCAGGUGAAGGCCAGCUCGGGCGAUACGCAUCUCGGAGGGGUGGACAUCGAUAAUCGGUUAGUGGAGCAUCUGGUGAAGCAGUUGGCGGAUGGUGCGAACGCGAAUGUCAGCGAGGAUCGCAUUGCGAUGCGAAAGAUUCGUAAAGUGUGUGAGCAAGCCAAGCGCACCCUUUCCUACACGAGCCAAGUUUCGAUCGACCUGGAUCAGCUCGGUGCCAGCGGUGGCCAUCGGUUUAGCACGACCCUGACUAAGGACUUGCUGUACGAACUGUGCAAGGAUCUGUUCGAACGAGUGCUGCUACACGUCGAGACGGCAUUGCGGCGAGCACGUAAGGAUCGGUUUGCGGUACACGAGAUCAUGCUGGUCGGCGAAUCGUCGCGCAUACCGCGCGUGCAGAUCAUGCUGAGUGAGUUCUUCGAUCGCCGUUCGCUCGCCAGCUCGGUCAACUCGGAUGAAGCGGUCGUGGUGGGGACGGCCAUUGCGGCCGCCAUACUGAGCGGUGAUAAAUCGAGCGCCAUCCAGGAUGUGCUGUGGUGGGAUUUGGUACCCCGAUCGAUUGGAUUGAUCGGUGAGAAUGAGGGCGAACCACCGCGAAUACUCAUCAGUCGCAACUCCACCCUGCCACUGAAGGUACGGCAUCGGGUGAAAAACUACCGUGCCGUGCAGCGGCUGUACGAGGGAGAGAGUGCCAUCGUAGAGGAUAACGUUACGCUCGGUCAGCUGCGGCUCGAGGGUAGCUUCGGUGACAUCGAGGACGUCGGGUUAUCGUUCAGCGUGGAUCUGAACGGUGUGCUGCACGUGAUGGUUGAGGGCAACAUCGAGCUGAAAGCAACACUGGACAAGGGCCGGCUCGAGCGGUACGAAAUCGAUCGAAUCGUGUAUGAGCACAAGCGGUUGCUUCUCGAAAUGGAACGGGACGAACAGGAGCAGCAAGAACUCAGGAAACAACAACAUCAACAGCAGCACGAGGAAGAGAACAUCUCGAAGACACCUCCUUCACUUGUGGGCAGCGAUGAGACGGCGCUGGUUGGCACCUGGGAUCGGUUCAGCGAGUGGUUACACUGCAUCUGCAUCGUUACGUUCGAUCUAGAGCUUGGUCAAGCGAUGGAACUCAUCUACCCCAAGCAUGUCACGCUGACGGAGCAGGAAAAGAUGAACAUUUGCUAUCUUGCCUUCCCUGAUUCGAACUCGGGCUGCAUGGGUGACUCUCAGUUCCACAUCCGGUUGCGCGUUUCGUCCGGCUCGGAAAACUCCACCUUGCCCCGUGGCCUCCAGGAGUUCAACUGCCACUGUAUGCCGGUGCACCGCGCCGAUCCUGGGCAUUUCUGGGGUUUCGUGUACUUCCGCCAGAUCAAGGAUAGCACCCUGAAGCGCGGUUACUUCCAGAAGAGUGUUGUCCUGCUUUCGCGGCUUCCAUUCGUGAAUCUGUUCUACGAACUGAGUGCGGUCGUUGCACCGGCCUACUUCGAGGCGGGCGAACCAACACUUGAGUCGGUUUGUGAUAGUAUCUGCCGCUGGCCGUCGUUGCUGAGCGACGAAAUGCUGCCACUGCAAUUGCUAGGUAACGUUUACGAGGUGACGAUACCGAAGCAAACUGGCAAAUAUGCCAUCGUACCGGAUACGCUGACAAGCUCAAGCGGUGGAGGCCGGGCAGGCAGCGGAACGACACACCGUGUCAUCGGGUCGGUGCACGAGAUUGACAUAUUUAGGAGCCUGCAGCUGUUUCUACCCCACAUCCAUCUGCUCUGGGAGCUGGUGCUGACCGGGGAACCCAUCAUCGUGACCGGUACCUCACCGACCGACUGCGCCCAUAUGGUCCAAUCGCUGACCAGCUUGAUUAGCCCACUCGCCUACUGCGCCGAAAGCCGUCCCUACUUUACGAUUCACGAUACGGAGUUUAAAGAGUUCACGCAAAGCAAAAACGGCCAUCCAUCGAUCAUACUCGGCGUGACGAAUCCAUUUUUCGCUAAAACGCUACAACACUGGCCUCACACGAUACGCCUGCAGGAUAGUACCGAAGCACAGCUACAGCGGCAACAACAACAGCAGCAAAAACAGCAGCAACAUCACCAGCAGUCGCAAGCAACGACGGCAGCAGCGGCUUCCAAGGGCGGAAAUAGCAACAUACCAUCAGUGCCGUACGGUGGCGAUGGUUCCGCCACGCUGUCCCGUCUUUCCAAGAUCAAGCAGAUAACACACAAGCUGCUAGACUCGUCGCCCGGCCUGUACACCCAGUACAAACCGUUCGUCCAGAAGGACAAAGCCUUCAUCAAGAAGAUACUGCUCGGGCUGAAGACGGAGCGUCCCGUUUCCGUCCAGUCGGCCCUUCUCCGGCGCCAUCUACUCGAGCUUACGCAAAGCUUCAUGAUACCGCUCGAGCGGUAUAUGGCUUCGCUGAUGCCACUGCAAAAGGAUAUUUCGCCGUUCCGGUCUGCACCUCAACCGAACCCCUUCCGGCAGGAGGAUUUCCUGGCCACGCUGGACGAGUGCGGACCACAGCUAACGUCUACCUGCCGCGGUGACUGGGAGGGACUGUACCGGCGGUUUUUCAGCUCGCCCAACUUCAAGGGCUGGUACGAGGCGCGCUACUUCGAACUCGAGCAGACGCUCCAGGUGCUGCACAUGCAGACGCUCUCCGAGGCUAACCUGGCCGAGUGGGCCAAGGGUAAGCUGGAGGUGGAGAUUGUCGACAUGAUACUCCGCUUGCGCCACAAGCUGACUCUCUGCAGUGGCGGUAGCGGUGCUGGUGGUACCAGCAACCACAUAGCAGCUCUACCGGUCCAGCUGAACGCAAAGGAAACUCGGGCACAGCUGCUGCGCCACAUGGAGAACAUGAAGAAAAGUCUUCCGGACGAUUUGAAGCAAAUUCUGGGCGAUGCGUGAUGAUGGUGGUUAUGCAAUGGUGCCGAUUGAGGUUACGGUUUACGGUUUACGAGUGUGUGCGUGGCUCACGAAUGUGAUGUCAUAGUGAUGGCAUAGAGGCUGCUGAGAAUAAAAGGCAAAACAAUUAUUCCCCCCUUCCUGGCAAAGAUUGCUGGGUUUUUAACCAUAAUUCAUGACCGUCCUUUCGCUCUCCGAACAUGAUGACAGCAC
This is a messenger RNA of Anopheles darlingi, 4227 nucleotides long. RefSeq names its product chaperone protein DnaK. Gene Ontology annotation, cellular component: recycling endosome. NCBI's taxonomy places the organism in Eukaryota, Metazoa, Arthropoda, Insecta, Diptera, Culicidae. The coding region runs from base 475 to 4017 and encodes 1180 amino acids. Gene Ontology annotation, molecular function: guanyl-nucleotide exchange factor activity; ATP binding; ATP-dependent protein folding chaperone. The record is from RefSeq and is a predicted model, not a curated record. The transcript has 2 exons.